AUGGUCAAGCUGCAGGCGGCGACCGACCGGCCUCCUGAGAUUGUUCGCAAGCCGAAACGAAAGCGACAGACACCAGCGCCACAGACCGACGACACGAAUGACGAGUCUACGACAGACAACGCAGUGACGACAGUACCCACCAAAACGCACGAUGGCGGCAAGAAGCCUCGCCGGUCGAAGAAGAAUGCCGAUGCGCCCACACUAGAGCGAAAUAACUCGUCCACCGUGGUCGAGUCAUCGAUACCAUGGCCAGCCGAGUUCACCCAACUGGCGCAAGUACAUCGAGCCUUGAAUCUUGUCUAUACAUUCUGCUGCACGCGCAAGCACUUUGCGACUACGAUAGAGAACCUGCGCAGUACAGUCGAGGCGAAUUUGAAGAGGGAGCUCAAGAACGAGGAUGUGGCCAAGAUCAAGCUACUCAUACCGCUCGCCGUCGACUUUCUAUACGUCGAUCAGACCCUUCUCGAGAUACAGCUCAUGGGCGAGGAGGAUCUGCGCGGCAAGAAGGCUGCUGGUGACAUGUUCAUGGACAGCCCUGCAGAAGUGCGAAACGUCAAAGAAGGCCUGGGCAAGGAAGAGCAUCAGGAUGUGCUGUUCUUCGAGUUCGUCGAUGGCGAAUUGAGACGACAGGUGGCAGAUCCUUUGACGGGCGAGCCGAUCAAUGCAUAUCAGAAGAUCAGGAAGGAGGAUCUGAAGAUGCCAGUGUUCAGUCAAAAGACAUUGAUGAAGUUGAUCGAUAAAAGGAAUGUGAAGUUCACAUCUGCAAUCAAUGGCUGGCUCAACGAGUGUGCCGAGAAGAGUGCUGAUCCCGUGCAGCGAUUGGAGGAAGAGCAUAAGCAAUACAUACCCCAGCCUCCGCAGAGCAGGCAGAACACACCCCCUGAGCUCUCGAAAAGCACCCUGCCGGCCAGCAUACCUGAAGAACGAAAGCACAUACCAGAAAUCAUUGAAGAGCUGAAAGGGUUAGAGUGGUACACAGGUCAGAUCGUGCCAGACGGCCACCGAGUCUUCGACCCGCAACAGCCUGUGUAUGGCGAGCUCAACUUUUCUCUUAGCCAAGAUCUGGUCGACGCCAUGUAUAACACGAAGAGUAUAACGAGUCUUUACAGCCAUCAAGCAGAAGCCAUCAAUGCCCUGCAAGAAGGACAAAACGUCAUCGUAUCUACCUCGACAAGUUCCGGAAAGUCGCUGAUCUACCAACUGCCAGUGCUGCAUACACUCGAGACUGAGCCACAGAUCCGGGCGAUGUACAUUUUCCCGACCAAAGCUUUAGCGCAAGAUCAACGGCGUAGCUUGAAAGCGAUGCUUUCGUAUAUGCCUGAGCUAUCAGAUGUUGUUUGCGAGACCUUUGAUGGCGACACCUCGUUCCCUGACCGCAACUACAUACGGGAUGAAGCGCGGAUUAUCUUCACCAACCCAGACAUGCUCCAUCUCACGAUUCUGCCACAGGAAGAGGCUUGGCGAACUUUCUUGAAGAACCUUCGAUACGUGGUCAUGGACGAGCUUCACGUAUACAACGGACUGUUCGGCGCACACGUAGCGCUUAUCAUGCGAAGGCUGCGGAGAAUAUGCGCGGCGGUGGGAAACCGCAAUGUGAAAUUCAUCUCCUGUUCAGCAACAGUGGCCAAUCCGGAAGAGCACAUGCGGACCAUAUUUGGCAUUGAAGACGUCAAGCUUAUUGACUUCGAUGGGUCACCUUGUGGACGAAAGGAGUUCCUUUGCUGGAACACACCCUACAAAGACCCCGCCGAUCCUACCAGCGGUAGAGGAGACUCAUUCAUAGAGACGGCGAGAUUGUUCUGCCAGUUGAUUUUACGUGGUGUGAGAGUCAUCUGUUUCUGCAGAAUCAGGAAGUUCUGCGAAAUCCUGACCACCGCUAUUAAGAAUGAGCUCAAUGCACUUGGAAGAGCAGAGGUAAUGAACAGAGUCAUGGCCUAUCGAGGUGGCUACACUCCUCAAGAUCGAAGACGAAUCGAAAAGGAGAUGUUCGAAGGCAAGCUGGUUGGCAUCAUUGGUACAAGCGCGCUCGAGCUUGGUGUUGACAUUGGCAGCUUGGACUGUGUCAUCUCCCAUGGCUUUCCCUACACUAUCGCGAAUUUACGGCAGCAAUCUGGUCGAGCAGGUCGACGGAACAAGGACAGCUUGUCAGUCUUGGUCGGAAACAGCUUUCCCACAGAUCAGUACUUCAUGGCCAAUCCAGACGAGAUUUUCACCAGACCGAAUUGUGAGCUGCAGGUCGAUUUGACGAAUGUUCUUGUGCUGGAAGGCCAUAUCCAAUGCGCCGCGUAUGAGAUGCCCAUCAGCGCCGACGAAGACGACAAAUGGUUUAGCAAGCAGCUUCCAGAAAUCUGCUCUGAACGCCUGCGCAAAGAUGAUCUGGGCUUCUACCACCCGGCGGACCGUUUCCUCCCUUACCCUUCCCGGACUGUAGCUAUACGUGACACGGAAGACGACCAUUUUGCCAUAGUCGAUAUGACGAACGGCCGCAAUGUCGUUCUCGAAGAGCUCGAGACCAGCCGCGCCUUCUUCACAAUCUACGAAGGCGGAAUCCAUAUCCACCAAGGCAAUAAAUAUCUCGUCAAACACGUCGACACAGAACGCAUGAUCGCCAAAGUCGAAUUCGUCAAAGUCGACUGGAUCACCCAGCAAAGAGACUACACUGACAUCGACCCGGUCGAAACAGAAGCUGUUCGACGCAUUCCCGACUCAAUGUCGAGAGCUUUCUUCGGCACCAUCAAGAUCCACCAAAAUGUCUUUGGCUUCUUUAAGCUCGACAAGAAGAACCGCAUCCUCGACGCAGUUCAAGUCGAUAAUCCACCAAUUAUCAUCUUCAGCAAAGGCAUGUGGCUUGAUGUUCCCAAACAAGCCGUUGAGAUCCUCAACUCGCGACGUCUCAAUGUGGCGGCGGGGAUUCAUGCGGCGGAACAUGCGCUGCUUAGUCUCAUGCCGAAUUUUGUGAUUUCUAUGCCGGGGGAUGUGAAGACGGAGUGUAAAGUUGCGGUGAAAGAGUUUGCGAAGAAAGAAUCGAAGCGCAAGAGGCCGGCACGUCUAACAUUCUACGACGACAAAGGAGGUCAGCACGGAUCCGGUAUUGCGGCCAAAGCAUUCGAAUUCAUUGAUCUGCUCCUUCAUCAAGCCCACGACCGGGUCGAGGCUUGCCAUUGUCUGGAGGGAUGUCUGGAGUGCUGCUGCUCAGAACGAUGUAAGGAGGCGAAUCAGGUCAUGAGUAAGGCUGGGUGCGAGGUGAUUCUGAAGAGUCUGCUGAACAAGGAGAUUGAUGUUGACAAUCUGCCAUGGGGACCCGAAGACGAAAGAGUGCCUGCUGGGAUUGAGACUGUUAUGCUGGCUGAAGAGAUCAGGCCGCGAGCUGGGCGGCAUGUUGAAGUUAUUGAAGUGAAGAGGGAGGGUGGUGGGAUAAGGAGGGUUGUGGUGGGGGAGGAGGGUGAUGUUAUUGAGGAGACGAAUGAUGAUGAGGUGGUUGUUAUUAAGGAUGAGCCUGAGGAUGAGUGA
This is a messenger RNA of Fulvia fulva, 3510 nucleotides long. Its product is annotated as ATP-dependent helicase. NCBI's taxonomy places the organism in Eukaryota, Fungi, Ascomycota, Dothideomycetes, Mycosphaerellales, Mycosphaerellaceae. Gene Ontology annotation, molecular function: nucleic acid binding; ATP binding. The transcript has a single exon. The record is from RefSeq and is a predicted model, not a curated record. Bases 1 to 3510 code for a protein of 1169 amino acids.